UUCCCGCGUUCCACCCUCCGGUGAUUUGCAGAAUUUUCUGUCUGACUGUCUACCCCGUCUCCUGACCCUUUCGACGUCCAUAGCUAUAAACCCCCCCCCCUUUCUCCGUCACCGGACGGCUCUCACCACCACCGAUGACAGAACCCACCACGUCCCGCCUUCCAAGUGUCCUGCUGGAACCUCCUCCAAAGGGUGUGGAGUUGGAGGACCCCGGAGCCCAGGAAUCCGCUGUCGAAAGUGAUGAUGAACAUUUCUCCGAUGCAUCCGAAGGCCGGAACAACACUGGACUUCCACGACUUGACAUUCCUCAGCCUCAAGAGGUGAAAAGCCUUUGCGUGAACGUGCCCCUUAGCCCUGGCGGCACUCCCAUACCACUCACUGUCGUCGAGAAGGUGGAUCCAGACGACACAAGAUACGGCGACGGACCCGGGACUCCGGCAUAUAAAGCUCGAAAAACGGAUGCAGUUCUCGAUCUGGUUUAUAAAAUGGGUGAAUGGAACCCCGAACUAUCCGAUAACGCUUCACAAACCCCGUCACAGAGUCCUUCUACCUCUCCUCCUGAGACAAAGCUGUCCCGUGUGGAUUCUCCACCGGAAAGGAUAUCCUCGCCAUCAUCGUUUUCUGCCCAUAAACAGAGGCCAAGUGAUGCACUUCCCGAUGUCGUGGAAGAUGUGCAAGAUAUCGAUGGUUCAACCGCUUUGCCCGGAGGUAGAGCCUCUUCACAAGAACUAGACCAGAAUUCUAGCCCGAUAGCCGGUGGAUUUGGGAAUGGUCUUGCUUAUGAUGAAGAAGAUGCACCACUUGGGGAGGACUUCGACGAUUUUAAAGAGGGCGAUGACGACGCGGAACACGAUGACUUUGGUGAUUUCGAUAAUGAGUUUCAGGAAGCACCUUCAGAUGCUGCUAUCGACAUCGAGCAUACAGAGGCCGGCUUUACGCCAAUGGAGACCUCUCCUACGUCGGCUCCUGCUCUUUUAGACCUUAGCUCUAUUGACUCGCUAUCGAAUCUCCUGGAAGUUACGUCGGAUCACCUUGAUGCUCUCUUCCCCAAAUCGGCAAGCCUCUUCACACUACCUCCAGUUGACCCUAUCCCCGAUUCUUCCGCAAUAUUCAGCACAGAACGCUCCUUAUCACUUUGGUCACAACUAGUCGCUCCACCACCACUCCAACCUCCAAAUUGGACGAGAUCCCGCAUCCGUCGCCUCUUCCUUGUCUCCCUUGGUGUACCCGUUGACCUCGACGAAAUCCUACCCGCAUCCAAACAAAAGAAGUUAGUCCUUCCCUCAAUUACAAUCGACGAAACUACCCGCAACUCCCACGAUGCAUCCAGGCGACUACGAAGCAACCCCAAGAAAUCACAUGAGGGCAGUGAUCGAACAGCCCGCUCAUCCACAUCUACCGACACUAGGCGCUCUGGAUCGCGCAACCGUCCCUCGCGUCGUCGCCGUGGGCAGCCGUCGGCACCGGAAUUGGAUCUAUCCGCCGUGCGACGAUUAUGUGCAACCACAGAUGCCGCGCUGGACGGGUUCACGGACGAGGAGAUGCAGCAGCAUAUUAAGAUCCUCGAAGAAAUGACGGUCCGGGCGAGUGGGGUGCUGGAAUACUGGUUGAAGAAGAGAGAUGGUCAGGUCGGCGAGAAGGAGGCGUAUAACGGCGUUAUCGAAAAUCUGGUGAAACACGCGAGACAGGUGAGAAGUUGA
Messenger RNA from Coccidioides posadasii C735 delta SOWgp, 1700 nucleotides. RefSeq lists its product as uncharacterized. The record is from RefSeq and is a predicted model, not a curated record. NCBI's taxonomy places the organism in Eukaryota, Fungi, Ascomycota, Eurotiomycetes, Onygenales, Onygenaceae.